AUGCCGCCUCGUAAAAGCCUCUUCGCGCCUUUCAUCUCAGUGGACCCGGAGGGAGGAGUCGCCCCCGCGGCCCCGGCGGCUCUCCACGCCGACAUCCACGCUCUAUUGCAGCGUAGCCGUGGGCAGGAGCGACCGGGGGCAGAGCGCACCAGGGGCAGCUGCGACCACCGAGAGCCUCCGUGCGCCAUCGUGGAGCUGCGGCUGGGCCCUGCCGGUGGAGCGCUGCACUACCUCCAGCCGGACAAGUGCGCUCUGGAGCGGGCGCAGAGACGGCGACGCCUCGCUGCCAACGCCCGGGAGAGGAGGAGGAUGCUGGGGCUCAACGUCGCCUUUGACCGGCUCCGGAGCGUCAUCCCCAACCUAGAGAGCGACAAGAAGCUCUCCAAAUCUGAGACUCUUCAGAUGGCGCAGAUUUACAUCGCCACCCUCAGCGAGCUGCUCCAGGAGGGCGCCUGCGGAGAAUCAGUCACCACCCGGGCACCGCGGCCCCCGGGGGCCUCUCCGCCUUCACAGGGGACCACACUGCUGGCAAGGGAGGCAUCCGGGCCCGUCAGGGACUUUCACACCGGGAAGAGCAGCGGAGGCCCGGUGCGCACAGAGGAGUUAUGAUGGGGACAUGAG
Seriola dumerili (greater amberjack) is the source of this 621-nucleotide messenger RNA. It is a transcript of the gene atoh1c, whose product is annotated as protein atonal homolog 1-like. Lineage: Eukaryota; Metazoa; Chordata; Actinopteri; Carangiformes; Carangidae. The record is from RefSeq and is a predicted model, not a curated record. Gene Ontology annotation, molecular function: protein dimerization activity. The transcript has a single exon. The coding region runs from base 1 to 609 and encodes 202 amino acids.